AUAGGCGGGAAGGCGGACAGCUGGACGGAAGGAAGGAAGGAAGGAAGGAAGGAAGAGCUAGGAUGCUGGAGGAGGGACAGAGGGUUAGGUGGAGGGCUAGUAGGUCUGGUGGAGGGAAGGAGGGAGGGAGGGAAGUGGGCAGGGCGGGAGGAGGGCUGGGUACGGUCAGUGAGCCUGGCCGUGAAGCUGCCUUCGUCACCCCUUGGUAUGCGAGUGUCCUCUCCCUGACUCCUGGCUCCCUGGCUCCCUCCCUCACCCUCCCUCACCUCUCACCUCUCACCUCAUGCUCCUCCUCGUCAUGUUUCCGGCGCCGCACCUUCUGCGUGAUCUGUCCUCGCCCGCCGUGGCCUGCUCCUUCCUGCCUCGCCCCCCGGCCCUUUGUGGCCACGUCCAGCCUCCCCGAGAAUGAUAGGGUGAGCGCCGAGGCUCCUGCUCCUGCCCCUGCUGCUGCUGCUGCUGCGCCCCGCUCAAGACUUCGCCUCAUUUCAUAGCCUUCCUCCACUCCACCUUUCCUCCCUCCCCUCCCCGCCCACCUGCAGGACGCCCCGGAACGCUGCCGCUCGGGGGCGAGGCGGGAGGGCGAGGAAAGACGGUGUUUUAAUCCCUUUUAAAAUGGGGGUACUCGGCAACCAUACCCGCGGCCCGUAGAUUUCCAGAUGGCAUCGUUGUGCUGGCGGGAGCGGGCAGGGGGAGGGGCAGGGGCAGGCAGCCGAGGAGUAGCGAAGAGUCAGUGUGGCUCCGACAGGGAAUAGGUCGAGGCGUGCGUGUGUGUAGCUCCUCUUGCCCUCACUGACCACUGCCGCCCUCGCACAUUCGCUCCUCCCGCACUUAACCCAGAAACCCGAGGCUGCCAAGGUCCGUGCGGCGCUUCGGCUUGCUGUGGACGCGCCCUACGCCCCUUAGGUCAAGACGAGUGACAGUGUGACCCUCGGAAAGGCGUUGCGUACGUGUGAGGGCGUGUGUUCGCGGCCUGAUAACGCUGUGUAGUAGUGCGUGCGGGCGGCCCGUCAGCCAGCCAGCCAGCAAGCCUCGGGAAUUUCGAGGCGCGCGGAGAUAGUGAUCCUUGCUCGCCCUCUCUCCCGCGGCCUCUCCGGGCUGUUGCGGGGAGGCGUGUUAUCCUUCCCUGCCACUGACGCUUCUUUCUGCCCCAGUACGAACCCCCCUCCCCACCUCCUCCUGCCUCUCCCCUCCUUGCCUCCUAGCCCUGCUCCUGCCCCCACCUCCUUCUCUUCCACCUCCUCCUCCGCGAACGCCACUGCCAAGCUUGGAUUAGUGAAUUUUGUGACUACUUACCGCGCUGCUACUGCCGCCACUGCUACUACCGCUGUUUAGUGUUACGAACAUUACUACAGCUACUGCCUGGAUAUUACAAAAGCAUUAAUGGAGAACGACCGUGAACGAGGCGGAGCUGUCCCUGCAGGGCGAUGACUUCACGCGGCAGAUCUGGCACAUGUACGCCACCUUCGAGGAGUUCAUAGACCACCAGCAGACCUCUGGAGAAGGCAGCCCCGCCUCCCGCCCCUCCUCGGGGGCCAACUCGGGGACGGAGGCGCCGCCGCCCCCUGCGCCGCCUGGGGGCCUGGGCGCCACCAGCCCGCGGGAUGUAUUGAGCGGCUACGACGUACAGAUUUCUGCCUCCUCCAACCUCGCCGCCUCCCUCACCUCCAGCGCCCCCGCCAGAUCCCACAUGGCCGAGGUGGCGCUGCCCCCGGGCGCGCUGCCCGCCCCCCACGACACCCGCGCCCCCCGUCCCCACUCACCUCCCGGGGUGCGUGAUGACCUGGCGCUGGCCUCGCCCCGGCGCCGCCGCCGCCCCCGGAGGCUGCGUCGCUCGGUGGACAACCCGCUGCUGGACACCAUAAGUGCCAUCGGUGACCCCGAUAGCGACGAGGCCGACCUGUUGCCGCCCGCGCCGCCCCCCUCGGCGUCCUCGUGCUGGGGGCCGCGGCUGCACCCUGACGCCGACGUGGUGGGCUACGCGGGCAGCAACAGCGUGGACAGCGGCUACAAGAGCGCCUGCCCGACGCCCGAGCUGCCUGACCCCGCCGCCUAUCUAGAGCACCGCCUCGAGAAGCGCGGCUCCCUCGCCUCCCUCGCGUCCACCGGCUCCUCCUCCGGCAGCGGCAGCGCUUCCAAGCCUCGCAUUGCCAUGGGCACCCGAGUCAUGACCCGCGUCCCCCGCUCCCCUAGCUCCGGGGGCAGCGCCCCUUCCCCCGCCCUCCCUCGCAGGCCAGGCUCAGAUGGAUCCUACUACGAGCUUGACCAGCUGGCGGGGCUGCGGGGUGGCCUGCUCGGCUCUCCACCGCCCCACGCUACCCCCGCCGAGGUCAGGAACCCAGGCUUCACCCGCUACUCGCCCCGGGGCUCCCCCGCCCCGCAGCGCAAUUCCUCCCCUGGUAUGCAGCCUUCCAGGGACACCCACGUGUCACGCCGCGCAGCCUCCCCCGCCUCCCCCGAGCGACGGCCCCGCAGCGCCUCAACGGGCUCCCGCUGCUCCCCUGGCACCCGCGGCCGCCGGCCCCCGGGGGCGCUGCGGGCUGGCUCUCCGUUAUUGGCGUCCACGGGGUCCCUGCCACGGGCGUCCUCCCCGGGAAGGCGGUCCAGGGCGCGCUCCCCUUCCACCAGAGAGGAGUCACGCCCCCCCACUUCCUGGUCACGCCACUCCUCCCCCGGGGUGGCACCUCCUCCCCGCUCUCUGCGUCGGCCGCCCUCCCCCAUCGUUGGCGGCCACCACGACACAGACCUGGCGCUGCUGGAGCGGGAGAUCGACGCCCUGCUCUACGGCGACCCACUGGGGCCGCCCGCCGCUUCAGACUACUACGACCUCGACUCGGAGUUUGCGGCGUGCACCUGCCCCUCCGCCUUCACCAGGCCCGCCCCCCCAGCAGGGAGGACGGGGCUUCAGAUGGGCUGCUGCUCGGUCAGUGACGAGGUGGGUGGGAGCGGCGCGCCCCCAUGCCCCCCCGCCUGCCCCUCGGGCAUGGCGCCGUGUCUCCUGGCCGUCCUCCACGACCUCCACGGCCCGUCGUCCGCCGCCGCGCCCCCACCACCGUCACGACCCGACGACCGCAGCCACUCCAGCGACGCGCCUGACGCGCCUCGGAGCCUCGCCGCUCCGCGCCUUCCUCUCCACCCCGCCCGCCGCCUCCUCCUGCCGCCCUGCGACGCCGUGCGGGCCUGGCGGCACCUGCAUCUCCACGGCGUCGCCUCCUGCACCUCCGACCCGCGGCGGCACAGCCUCCACGAGACCUUCCCCGCCGCCGCGCCCUCAGACCCCAGGCGACAUAGCCUCCACGACGCCGCCGCCGCCGCCGCCUCGCUCUGCCCGCACCACUUCUUCCUGCGGGACGCGCCCUUCUUCAUGGACCGGCGGCGGCACAGCUGCCAGCACGACGACGCGGCGUCCGAGUCCUCCUACGACAGCGCUGCCGACUACCACUUGUACGAAGAGAUCGUGUACGACGCGGCCUCUUCCCCUCGCGCCCCCCAGCCCCUGCCGCCGCCCCUCCCUGCCAGGCCGCCGCACCUCUUCAGGUGUACCGGCGCUGGGCAACCCACGCAGGAGUCACUGCAGAUGUCGCGGCAGCAUCUCUCCAAAGUCCAGCAGCCUCCGCCCUGCCCGCGCCGCCCGCCGCCUGAAGUACAAACUCCCCCACAGAAGCGGCAGCUCAGGCCGGCGGGACUGCCGGGACCAUCGGAGGCGCCGCCACUGGACACACAGGAGCCGCAGACGCCGCCCCCACCACCCCCACCCCCACCACCUCCUCCCCAGGGUGGGCCCAAGCCCUCCCCGCCGCCCAAACCCCCGAAGCCACUGAUGACAGGACACUCCCCAGUGUCGCGUCCGCUGCCGCCUCCGCCUUCUGCGUCCUCCUCACCCACAGCCGCUGCCACGGGCACUGCCGCUCCCACGCUGCCUCAGCCUGGCCAGCAUCAGCAGCACCAGCAGCAGCACCAACAAGAACAACAACAGCAGCACCAGCUGCAGCCGGACAGUCCUGAGGACCGGACGCCCAUGAAGCCGCCAACCAACAAGCCAAAGCAGCGCAGCAACCUGUACUCCAUCUUCCGGGACCGUGACCACCGCCGCUGCCUGUCCGCCUCGCUGCAGCAGGAGUACCAAGGCGACGCCCACCACGAGUACCUGUGCGAGGUCCCGCCCCACCACCACCACCACCUCCACCACCACCACCACCUCCUCUACCACCAGCACCCCCACCACCACCACUUAAGCCACAAUUCCCACCCCCACCAGCACCACCAGCAACCACAACAGCAACAUCAGCAAAAGCAACAGCAACCGGUGGUAAAAGUGGCGGCAGCGUUGUCCCCGGCACCCAGCGGCCCCAGCUGCUGCGCCUCGGCGGCCGGCACAGCGGACGACGACUACGGGUUCAAGGUGGCGCCGCACGUGGUGUGAGGCGGACCAAAGACAGGCGCGGCGAGGGGCCGGGCGCGGCGGGCCAGGACUUGCCUGCACCAGCUGAAUCACUGCCGGGGAAGGCGCAGAGGGUGGGGAGGGGCGCACCGCUCCCCCUCUGCUUCCCCCACCACGGUGCUCCCGCCGCCCUGCGCUGGGCAAGAAGAGUGCCGCCGCCCCGGCACAGCCACCCUCUCGUCUGAAGCAGUGAUGAACAGAGCUCGCCGUGUGUGUGUGUGUGUGUGUGUGUGUGUGUGUGUGUGUGUGUGUGUGGGCGUGUGUGUGUGUGUGUGUGUGUGUGUGUGUGUGUGGGCGUGUGUGUGUGUGUCGCUGGACAGCCACACACACCGCCGCAGCGCCAGUGGCCACAACUCGUCAUCGUCGGCGCGGCGGUGCCCGCGUCGCCGCCUCGUUAUGCAAGACCCGCGUGUCGCCCUCGCCGCACGCUCUCUGCUCCUCGGCUGCGCACCCACAUAUCGACGUGUGCGAGUGUGCGUGUGUGUGCGUGUGCGCGGCCGCUGCGCGCUGACCACCUCUCUCGCCCACACUGGAGGGGCAACUCGGACCAAAGUUCAGGUUUUUUACUCAGGUUCUCCAAAACAAAGCCCAACGACGCCGGGCGAGCUUCUGUAAAUACUAAUGUUACUCGUGACGCUGGAAACUUUGGCCUGAGCCCCCGAGUGCCCCUGGACCGCCCCCCCGUGGCCCCCGACCCGCGAGAGAGAGAGAGAGAGAGAGAGAGAGAGAGAAGAGGAGGGCAGCAAGCUUCAGUCAGCGGCCAUUGUACAUGUAUUGUCAGAUUGAACUUUUCCCAGCACUGGGCGAGCCUUCAUUAGACUACGAAGAAGAAGAAGAAGAAGAAGAAGAAGAAGAAGAAGAAGAAGAAGAAGAAGAAGAAGAAGAAGACAUCAACAACACCCCUCCCUCAUUUCCUUUUCUCAUCACUUCCCUUUUAAUUUUCAUGUGCUAUGUUCUUUUCCUCCUCCUCCUCCUCCUCCUCCUCCUACUACUACUACUACUACUACUACUACUACUCCUACUCCUCCUGCUCCUCAACGAUGCAAUCAACAACAACAACAAUAACAACAAAAUAGCACCAACAGCUGUUACUAUUUUUUGGGUCCAUGAUGUGGCAAGAGUGGCGAGUAGAAGAAGUAGUAGUAGCGGUAGUAGUAGUUGUUGUAGCAGUUGUAGUUGGUGUAGUAGUUGUUAUUGUUGUUGUUAUUGUUGUUUACUACUAUACGUAAAAUUCAACCGGUGUGAAGCGCAGUGAGUGACGAAGGUGUGAGAGAAAGAAAAGGAGAAAAAAGUAGAGAAAGGAAAUGAAAGAAAACGAAGAGAAAAAACGAAGGAAAAGAAGACCAGGUGAACACUAGAGGCAAUUGUUGGUCUCGAUGUCAGUUUAUUGUUAUUGUUAAUGUUUUUCUCCUACUUUUUUUUUGUAAUUUUUCGUCCUCUUCCCGCCCGACUUGAUAUUGUGUUGGAGUUUGUUGCGGUAAGUCAGGCACCUCCUCCUCCUCCUCCUCCUCCUCCUCCUCCUCUCGUCCUCUUUGUCCUCUCCCCAGUCUUCAUCCAGGGUUAUUGAGAGGAGAAAAUGGAAUAUGAGGAAGAGGAGGAAGAAGAGAAGGAAGAGGACUAAAAUGAUAGACAUGGUUGGUUCAAUUUUAGGAACAUCAGUUGUGUGUUAUAUCCACCACCACUACCACCACCACCACCACCACCACCGUCCCUGUGACUUGUAGAAUCUCCACCAUCACCACCAUCAUCAUCACGGCCCUCCAUCUCCACUCCCUCCCUCCCUCCCUCCCUCCUUUAACCAAUCCUCUUUCUCCCUCCGCCAGUGUCUCCCAACUUCUCCCUUUUUUACCUUCACUGUCCUCCCUCUCUUCUCUUCUCCCUCUUCCUGCCUCUCCUGUCUCCCUUUUCAUCCUCCCAUUUUUUUCUUUGUUUAUUGUUUCGCCUCUGUCUCCCUUUCUUCCCUUUCUCUUCCUCUCCAUUCCAUUUCUUCCUUCCUCAACAACCCCAUCCUUUCUCUCCCAUUGUCUCUCUCUCUUGCGUUCCAUUCCUUUAUACCUCACCCAUUCCUCCCCAUUCCCCCUUUCUCUUCCCCUCCAUUCCAUUCCUUCCUUUCUUAUCAUCGCCUUCCCAUUCUCCUCCCAUACCUUCCCUUCCUUGCUCUCCAUUCCUCACCUUUCCGCCUCACCCGUUCACCCUCCCCCCUCCCAACGAGCCGGGCGGAGCAGCCAUGAACGGAAGCCAGAAUGCAAACAUCGUAUGGGUGGGUGGCUUGGCACUGUCUGCUCCCCUCCGCAUACACGCCGCGGGGUUUUUGUGUGGCUCGUGUAAACUGCCGUGUUGACCAACGUACACCUUCACGCCACUGUAACAGGGGCUCGCGGGCUGCCUACCAUACCUACCUACCUGCCUACCUACCUGGCUACCUCGAGGCUGCUACGUGGCGCGAUACCAGGAUGGCUUGUAGAUUGGACGGAUGACGAGAUGGCUGACUUACUGGUUGACUGUCUAAAUGACCGAUUGACUGACUGGUGGAUGGCUGACAAGGUGGGUGGCUAGCUAGACUGACCAGGCUGACUGACUUGGUGGUUGAUUGACUGGAUGACUGGAUUGAGGACUAGGUGGAUGGGUGACUGAUUGACUGGUUGACUUACUGAGUGACUUGGCUGACUUGUUGGAUGGGUGGCUGACUGGCUGGAUUACUGACUGGCUGACUGACUUGGUGGAUGACUGACUGACUGACUGAUUGAUAGCUGACUAGGUGGAUUACUGACGAUAUAGCUGGCUGGCUGACUGGCUGGUUCGUUUACCGGCUACCUGUUUCGAUACUUGGCUGGCUUUCUGGCUGGCAACAUGUCUAUACCUUGCUAUCUAGUUGGCUGCCUGGCUCUUAGUACUUGGCUAUGUGAGUGAUUUUUUAGCUUCAGUGCUACACUUUUCCUUAAUUUCCUUUCCUUUAUAGCAUCAAAAUAGUCAUCUUUUUUUUUUAUACGCGUCAUUUUGUGUGUGUUUUAUUUUAAUGUUCGUUUUCUAUUCCUUCUGUUUUUUUCUACUUAAUAUCUGUUUCUUCCCAUAUUAUUUUUUUCUUUUUCAUUCAAGGCUUUUCCUCUUUCUCCUCUUUGUCCUCCUUUUCCUCGUCCUCCUUACCCUCCUCCUCCUCCAUCGUGGCCUCCUUUCCUACCUCCAUUUGUGUUCCUUCCUUUCCUCCACCACCACCACCACCACAAGGCCCACACUCUCUCCUCAUGAAUCUCCCUUCCUCCCCCCUCCCUCCCUCCUUCCCUCCAGCCAAGAGAUGCAUAUGGGAGGGACAGAAUCUUGUCUCUCCCUCUCUCCCUUUCCUCCUUUUCCAUUCAGUCGGGAGAUACAUAUGGAAGGGACUGACUCUAUCUCUCUCUGUCUAUCUUCUUUUUCUUCUUUUUUUCUUCAUCAUCUUCCUUUUCUUCUCUUCCUCCUCCUCCUUCCCAUCCGGCCAAGAAUUGCAUGGGGAGGGGGAGAGGGCAUGGAAGAAACUGACUGAAUCUUCUCUCUUCCUCCCUCCCUCUCCCUUCCCUCCCCUCCCCCUCGCCCCCCAAAGACCAGUUCUCAACCCGCAUCAUAAAUCGCGCCCUGAACACCCGGGUCUCGGACAAUUAUACCGCCACGCAGGUGAUAAUUGAUUGCCGUUUACCUGCCAGGAGAGGUGCAGCCCGGGAGGUGUGUUGGGCAGCUUCUUCCUCCUCCUGCCCCGUCCUGCCGCUGCCCCAACUCUGCCUCCCUCCCUUCCUCCGUGCUUUCCUCUCUCACUGCCUGCCUUCCCUUCCUUCCUUUCUCUCCUUUAUUUUUCCUCGCCAGCCUUCGUUUUUCUCCUCGUCGUCCCUGUCCGUUUUCCUCUGCCUUCUCGUCCCUCCUUCCCCUCUAUUCCUACUUUUUUUUUUCCUUUCUUCUCUUCGGCAGGCUCCGUUUUCCUCGCCACUGCCUGUUUUCCUCCCUUCCUUCCUUUCUUUAUUUUUUUUAGCAGUCUCCGUCCUCAGGUUGCACUCCCUCACAACGCCUCCGCCUCCUCGGCCUCCUCCCCUCCUCCCUCCCUUCCUCCAUGCCACCUUGACUCCCUUCCUCCCCCCCCCCCCCUCCCCUUUUUCUUGUGUUUGUUUUUUGUAAUCCUGUUUGUGAGUUGUUUCUUGUUUUUUUUUUUCCUUUUUCAUUCGUUCGUUUGUUUGUUCGUUCCUUCCUUUCUUUUUUCCGUUUCCUUCUUUUCCUCCUCCUGUUCUACUUUCCUUUUCAUCCUCUUUUUUUAUGUCUUCCUUCUCCGCCUCUUCCUGCUUCUCUACUCCUCUUGCUAUUUCUCCUCCUACUCGUCUUCCUCCUCCUCCUCCUCCUCCUCCUCCUCCUCCUCCUCCUCCUCCUCCUUGAGCUGUGCGUCUGUUUUUCUUUCCAAGUCUUGCACAAAAUUUUGAGUUACAUUUCAGCUCAUUCCUCUCUCUCUCUCUCUCUCUCUCUCUCUCUCUCUCUCUCUCUCUCUCUCUCUCUCUCUCUCUCUCUCUCUCUCUCUCUCUCUCUCUCUCUCUCUCUCUCUCUCUCUCUCUCUCUCGUGUAGCCUGAAAUGGAUCGCCUCUUCCAUUGUUCUUCUGUUCGUCUUUUUUUCGCAUUCCUCUUUUCAUUCUCGUCCGCGUCGCGUCGCAUUCCAUUACGGUUCG
Messenger RNA from Eriocheir sinensis (Chinese mitten crab), 9111 nucleotides. RefSeq lists its product as uncharacterized. Bases 1451 to 4420 code for a protein of 989 amino acids. The transcript is spliced from 3 exons. The record is from RefSeq and is a predicted model, not a curated record. NCBI's taxonomy places the organism in Eukaryota, Metazoa, Arthropoda, Malacostraca, Decapoda, Varunidae.